CACUGCCCUUUGCUUGAAUAACUGAUGGACUUUAUUAGUGAAGGGCGAUGUCAGCUUAACAAUAAGAACAGAGUAUUUUGAUGAACAGGAAACGUCCGUUGCUGUGGGUCUGACAUUAGGCAAUCAGCAUGCUUCGCCUUCGCACCACUUUCAUGUUCACGAUAGCAGGCUCGGUCAUGGCGCUGCUGGUGAAUCGUGUUCAAGUAGCUCUUAUCUUAUUCGACGAAUCAGAUCCUCUGUAUACACGCGAUCCUUCCUUUACACCGACAGAACCUGACCCCGAGGGAAGACAAGAUACUUUUUCCUUCAAAAAUCUUUCAAAUUUCAUUGCGUUGGAACCAACCCCUCGCCCUCGUGUUGAAAGCCUCGUCAAUGGACCCAACAUUACCGGUGAUGUUGCAUGGCUAAUGCAUCUAGCUGUGGUUGGGUUUGCCAAAUGUGGGACCACUGCCAUGCAAGCUUAUUUUGAUCGUCAUCCUCAAAUUUCGAUGUUGGAUGGAGAACAUUGCUCAAUCCGCGACGAAGGCUACGCCGCAUCCAAUCUAGUCAAGAAGUUGGCGGAAGAACUCCCCCGUGGAAACUACAUUCGCGGCGCCAAAUGUCCCUCUUAUCUAGAAAUUCCCCAAGCCUUACACACCUUAUCUACACUAUUUCCAAAUGCUCGUUUUGUUGUGGGGGUGCGACACCCUGUUUUGUGGUUUCAGCUGCUUCCAGCAUUGGAGCUUAUAGGAGAUUGUGAGAAAGUGGGACCUCGCUACAAGACUGGAGGUGUGUGUACACAUCAAGCCAAGUUUCACGAACCGCUCGCUCUUCUGGGGAAAACAAAAAUGUCUACACCUGAGGAGCAGCAGUAUUUUCCGAAAGGAUUCAGCUCUUUUGUUAAUCAGACCGGAUCCUCUGGGCACGAAAUAUUUCUGUACGAUAUCUCUCAAAUAGCUGAUAACAAUGAAAGACGACAACGACAGUUUCGCGACGAUCUUCAACGAUUUCUGCACGUUGACGAGCCAUUUUCUCCUCUUAGUGAAGAUAAAGAGAGUCGUCGGAGAUUGAGCGGUUUGGAAACGAGCACUUUCCCGAACGCUCACAAGCGCAUUAACAUAUGCGAUCGCAAAUACGAUGGCUUGCGCGACGUGCUCUUGAAGAUAGGAAAAGAUGCGUCAAGAUGGAUAAGACAGUAUUUUAUUCAUGCAGGAGGAGUGCAUGUGAGCUCAGUUGAGUUUCUUGAUCAGGCUUUGGCCCGAUGGGAAAUAGAUCCGUGUGAGCUACGGCUGAAGAAAGCACUAAACUGA
Molecule: messenger RNA, 1289 nt
Organism: Phaeodactylum tricornutum CCAP 1055/1
Lineage: Eukaryota; Bacillariophyta; Bacillariophyceae; Surirellales; Neidiaceae
Exons: 2
Coding region: 129-1289 (386 amino acids)
Source: RefSeq, a predicted model, not a curated record